Messenger RNA from Colletotrichum higginsianum IMI 349063, 3942 nucleotides. Its product is annotated as Glycosyltransferase family 28 domain-containing protein. Gene Ontology annotation, biological process: carbohydrate metabolic process. The coding region runs from base 1 to 3942 and encodes 1313 amino acids. The transcript has 4 exons. Gene Ontology annotation, molecular function: UDP-glycosyltransferase activity; hexosyltransferase activity. Lineage: Eukaryota; Fungi; Ascomycota; Sordariomycetes; Glomerellales; Glomerellaceae. The record is from RefSeq and is a predicted model, not a curated record.
AUGACGGUCGUCAAGAAUGCGGAAGCGGGCGCCAGCUUCUCUGCCCCUCCCCCGCCUCCGCGACACAGCGAUCUGAACCUCGAUCAAGUCGACAGCCAGGAGGUUCCCGACGCCCUCGUGUCCGAUGGCUUCAGUCUGCCUUCUUUGGAGUCCGAGACCAUGGCUCCGCCUGCCUAUGGCGAUCUUCCCAACCAGCUGCAGUUCAACCAGGCCGGCUUUGAAGCUGGCGCCAACGUCACCGGGGACGGUCGAGUCAAUAUCAACAUCAAUCAAAGCGGCAGCCGCCUCGCCGAGAUCCUCGCCCCGACGCUACGCAGCCAGCUCCUCGACGACAAGCGCCCCCAAGGCCCCCUCCCACCCGCCUACAUUCCCCCGAGUCUGGGAGGCCAGCCGGGUCAGACCCCUCCGCCACAGCUCAAUCUCGUCAUACAAAUCGUUGGCUCGCGCGGCGAUGUACAGCCCUUCGUCGCUCUUGGCAAGGUCCUCAAAGACACUUACGGCCAUCGCGUGCGCAUAGCCACGCACGCCACAUUCCAAAAUUUCGUUGAAGAGAACGGUCUUGAGUUCUUCUGCAUCGGCGGUGAUCCCGCCGAGCUUAUGGCCUUCAUGGUCAAAAACCCGGGAUUGAUGCCCGGCUUCGAUACGCUCAAGAGCGGCGAGGUCAGCAAGCGUCGGAGGGGCAUCCAGGAGAUCCUCCUCGGAUGCUGGCGAUCGUGUAUCGAGGCUGGUAACGGGCUUGGACCGCCGCCGAAGCCGCAUGCUAAGAACGAGCCCCUGGAUGAGCAGUAUGGGAUACCUGGAGACCCGGCCCAAAAACCCUUCGUGGCGGAUGCCAUCAUUGCGAACCCCCCGAGUUUUGCGCACAUACACAUCGCCGAGAAGAUGGGCAUCCCGCUGCAUCUUAUGUUCACCAUGCCUUGGACGCCGACGCGCGCUUUCCCGCACCCUCUGGCCAACAUUCAGUCAACAAACACUGAUACCGUCAUGACCAAUUACGUUUCGUACGCCUUGGUCGAGAUGAUGACCUGGCAGGGCCUGGGCGACGUCAUCAACCGCUUCCGAGAGAAGGCGCUGGACUUGGAGCCCAUGUCGCUGAUCUGGGCCCCUGGCGUGUUGACGAGACUCAGAAUUCCGUACACAUACUGCUGGUCGCCGGCACUCAUUCCGAAGCCCAACGAUUGGGGGCGUGAGAUUGACAUUUCCGGCUUCUACUUCUUGAACCUGGCCUCGGCGUUCACACCUGACCCUGAUCUGGCUGCUUUUUUGGCCGCCGGCCCUCCUCCUGUUUACAUCGGGUUCGGCUCCAUCGUGGUGGACGACCCGAAUGCUCUGACCCGUAUGAUCUUCGACGCCGUGCAUCGCACUAGUGUACGGGCACUGGUGUCCAAGGGCUGGGGCGGUCUCGGCGCUGAGGAUGUUGGACUCCCCGAAGGCGUCUUUAUGCUGGGCAAUGUACCGCAUGACUGGCUUUUCAAGCAUGUGUCGGCCGUAUGUCACCACGGCGGCGCCGGCACGACGGCAGCGGGUAUCCAAGCUGGCAAGCCCACCAUCAUCGUACCCUUCUUUGGCGAUCAGCCAUUCUGGGGAGCCAUGGUUUCGAGGGCUGGCGCUGGGCCGGAUCCGAUUCCCUACAAGGAACUCACGGGAGACAAGCUUGCCGAGGCCAUCAACUUUGCCAUUAAGCCCGAAACCCAGGCAAGGGCGCAAGAGCUCGGUCACAAGAUCCGCGAGGAGAAGGGAACUGAUUUGGGUGGAAAGAGUUUUCACGAUCAUUUGGACACUGAUGAGCUAAGAUGCUCCAUCGAACCCAGUCGAGCAGCCGCUUGGCGCGUCAGGCGGACGAAAGUUCGACUGAGUCCCAUGGCCGCUGCAGUUCUCGUAGACAGGGGUCUCAUCAAAUACUCUGACCUCAAGCUUUACCGACCCAAAGAGUACAUCACGGAGGGCCAACCGUGGGAUCCCGUUUCCGCGGUGGCAACCUCUCUUGUGGCAGACCUCAGCAACAUUGGCAUGGCCGUGGCGGAUUUUCCUCGAGAGCUGUUUAAAGCCCGAAGCAAAGGGGACAAGACGCCCGAACCUCCUGCGACGCCAUCGUUUCCGGGCGGAUCGAGUUCUAGUAAGAAGUCAAUUCAUGAAAGUGACGGCGCAUCGCUCGCCCCGAGCACGCACGCUUCGGAGUCGUCCACACAGCUGGGCUUCAUGGAAACGGGCGGCUCUACGCCGACGCUUCCGCUUUCACCGCAACCCGACACAUCAUCCUUUGCGCCUUCACACACGAAUUCCACCUCGCUCUCGAUGACUUUCAGCCCGGCAGACGCCGGGUCGAUAGCUCCUAGUGAGACGGCACCGUCAGAAAACCCAUCGACAGCGCAGUCUGCGAGGCCGCCCAACAACCCAGGGAAACGGUCCUUCAGAGACUCCUCACCUGCAGUCGUAGGGGUCGAUGCCGCCGUGGCAGCUGGCACCAGCGUCAGCCGCAUCGUUACCACCGGCGUGAAGACGCCGAUGAACGUUUGUCUCGGCCUGGCCAGGGGCUUCCGGAAUGCUCCUCGCCUGUACAACGACGACACAGUUCGGCCGCCCGAGAAAGUGACAGACUUUGCCAGCGGCGUCAGAAUCGCGGCAAAGGAAUUUGGCUAUGGCAUGUUCGAUGGAAUUGGUGGGCUGGUGACGCAGCCUCUGAAGGGGGCCGAGAAGGAGGGUGUCCCAGGUCUCAUCAAAGGAUUCGGCAAGGGCAUCGGUGGUUUGAUCUUCAAGCCCGCAUCCGCUGUAUGGUCUGUGCCGGCGUACACCAUGCAAGGCGUCCACGCGACGCUGCGCAAUGCGUUCUCUACCAGCGUCCAGAACUAUAUAAUUGCAUCCCGCAUGAAGCAGGGACAGAUGGAAAUGGAAGCCGCAGGCAUGGCCGAACGUGAAGACGUCGUUGCUCGGUGGAAUAACGUCAAGUUCGAUUUGAAGAACUUCCAGGCCAUGAAGCUGAAGGAGCAGCGCGAGAAGCAGAGAGCAGACGGUGAAAACCCUUACAUGCAGGGCCAAUCAGAAAAGAGCCUCACGCCCCCAGUUACCGGUUGGUCUCACACAAGAAAGCUGUCCUUUGAGGACAGGAAGCAGCUGCACGCGCGUAAAGAGGCGUGGAAGAAGGGACACGUUGAGGCUCUCGUACCUGCGUCGAGGUCUGAUCUGUCACUUCCCGAGAGCACCACGACCAGUGUUGCCGAAGACGAGGAAUUCGAGCGCGCUAUCCGCGCGUCUGUUGCCGAGACCUCACGUGGCAAUCCAGAAGAAGACGUCGCGGUCGAGCAGGCCAUCAGGGCCAGUGUCAACCACUUUCGUAGCAGCGGCACAGGGAUCCCGGACGUUCAGCGUGAGAAGCCCAUGUCGAACGACAGAGACGCGAAGAACCAUGACCAGGACCCCUUUUCAAGUGCCGAAUUGGAAAUUACGGACGAGGAGUACCAGCAGCUUAUCGAGAAGGCGAUCCAGCAGAGUAUGUCGCUGCAGGCUGCCGGUGUGCACCCGGGACAAGGCUCGCAAGGGGACGACGAAGAAUUCCAGCGUGCUCUCGAGCAAUCCAAGAUUGCUCAGCACCGGGCACCCGAAGAUGAUGAGGAGCUGAAGCGCAUACUGGAGGAAUCAAAGCAAUACCAUACUAAGGGCCCGGCGGAUGACGAGGAGGAACUGAAGAGGGCGAUCGAGGCUUCUGAGGUCGCGCACCGGGAGCAGCUGAGCAAGGCCGCGGCAGCGCGGUCGGAGGAAGACAUUGUGAUGGAGUACGUGAAGAAGCAGAGCCUAGCGGAGGAGGAGUUUCGGCGGAGCGCGUCCAAGGGGAAGGAGCGAGAGGUUACGGACGAAGACGAAGACGAAGACGAAGAUCUCAAAAAGGCAAUGGAGGAGAGUUUGAAGCUGACCGGGCGGCAGGGGGGAUCGAGCUCUUUUCAAUGA